GGCAUUUGAUGGCGGGGCGAAGAGAACACUUGUUACAAAACGGCUGAAAAGUGAAAACUGGCGUGGUUAUUGGUUCACUACGGAUUCACGAAUGCGCCUGUUUUUCACAUGUGUUGGUGACGGAAGAAAGAGGGAAGAACGUGGUUCCUCUUCACAGUUCACCGGCGGUCGAUGUGGGAGCUUGGCGCAAUGGCAGUGGCAAUGUAAAGAAUAGAAGAUCACUCUCUUUACUGUUUAUACUCGAUGGCCGGUUCUUCCAUCUCUACAUUCAGGCACUCGAUAUCGAUAUGACGCCAUCCAUGAAAAGAGCAGUUGUGGGACAUGAUCCUCAGUCUGCAGUUUUCUUCCUUCAAAUUCCAAAAUCAGUUAUUUGUUCUUCCCUUUUUGCAAUAAAAAGCUUCUGUUCUUCUUCUUCUUCUUCGUAUAGUUGUCGUAGCCUCUCGGAAACCCCUCCUCUUCAAACACUCCUUAAAAGUGGUUUCAUUCCCACCCUCAAAUCCCUAAACCAUUUCCUUAUUUUUCUAUCCAGAAACCACCGAUUUGAAUCUGUUCUCCACUUCUUCUCUCAAAUGAAUUCAAACGGAAUCAACGGAAACUCUCGUACUCAAUGUAUUGUGGCACGGGCUCUUUUGUAUGAGAAGAGGCUCGAAGAAGCAGAGAAUUUCGUCGCUCAGAUGGAGAAACAUGGAGUUUUUCCCAAAAAGUGGCUCUUGGAUUCUCUAAUUCGAGGCCUCUGUACAGAUGGAAGGGACCCAGAGAAAGCCUUCUAUUUGCUGCAGAAUUGCUUGCGAAACCGUGGUAUUUCACCUUCUUCUUUAAAUUUUUCUUUGCUGAUUCACAGUUUUAGCUCUCAGGGUAAGAUGGAUAGAGCAAUUGAAGUCAUGGAGAGUAUGACAAAUGGGAAUGUUAGAUACGUGAUGAAUAAUUUCAUUUGUAGUUCGGUAGUUUCUGGGUUUUGUAAGAUUGGAAAACCCGAACUUGCAUUGAGGUUUUACGAGAAUGCUGGAAAAAUUGGAGCUUUUCGUCCUAAUGUUGUAACUUAUACUGCUCUUGUAAGUGCACUUUGUAAAGAGGGUAAAAUUCAGGAGGUUUCAGAUCUUCUUUGUAGGAUGGAGAAAGAAGGAGUAGUUUUAGAUGCCAUAUUUUACAGUAGUUGGAUCUGUGGAUACUUAAGUGAAGGGAUUUUAAUGGAGGCAUUUCGCAAGCAUAAAUUAAUGGUGGAAAAUGGAAUAAAGCCAGAUACAGUUAGCUAUACUAUUCUCAUUGACGGGUUUUCUAAGGAAGGAGAUGUAGAAAAGGCAGUUGGCUUCUUAAAUGAGAUGGAGAAAGAUGGCCUAAAACCUAAUCUGGUCACAUAUACAGCAGUCAUGCGGGGGCUUUGCAAGAGGGGGAAAUUGGAAGAAGCAUUCAAUGUGUUUAGGAAGGUGGAAGAUUUAGGGUUUAAAGUAGACGAAAUAACAUAUUCAACAUUGAUUGAUGGCCUCUGCAGGAUAGGGGAUUUUGAUCAGGUGUUUUGCUUGCUUGAGGAAAUGGAGAAUAGAGGUAUUAAAACAGGAAUUGUCACUUACAAUACUUUGAUUAAUGGUUUGUGCAAAGCUGGGAGGACAUUGGAAGCAGAUGAGAUUUCGAAAAGUAUAUUUGCUGAUAACGUUACAUACAGCACAUUGUUGCAUGGAUACAUUGAAGAAAAUAAUUUAGCGGGGAUCUUGGAAACCAAAAGAAGAUUGGAAGAAGCCGAAGUUUGUAUGGAUAUUGUCAUGUGUAAUGUACUUAUUAAGGCAUUAUUUAUGACGGGGGCAAUGGAAGAAGCUUAUAUGAUAUUUAAAGGGUUGCCAGAUAUGGGUUUGCAGCCUGAUUCUGUUACGUUUUGUGUGAUGAUUGAUGGAUGUUGUAAAGUAGGAAGGCUCAGCGAGGCACUUGAAAUAUUUGAUGCAUACAGGACAACUUCUCUGGCUUCUGGUGUUGUAUGCUACUAUUGUAUUCUUUGUGGUCUCUGUCAGAAUGGUAUGGUAGAUAUGGCAAUUAAGGUAUUUUUUGAACUCAUUGAGAAAGCUCUGGUGCCUGACAGAGGUAUUUAUAUGAUGUUGAUCAGAUCAACGUUUAAGGAAAGAAAUGCAACGGGAGUUCUGAAGUUCCUUAAUGCGAUUGAGUUCUUAAAUACUGGGAUACAUAAUAUGGUAUGUGCUGAUGCUAUUCACUUCUUGUGCAAGAGAGGAUAUUUUGAAUCUGCGUUAGAUGUGUACAUGGUUUUGAGGAGGAAAGGUUCUAGUAUUACAGAUAAGUGUUACAAUGUGAUCCUCAAAGAGCUUUUUGCGAAAGGAGAUACACUAUUUACUCCAGGGAUUUUGAAUUCCUAUAUUAAAGAAUACGGGCUUUCAAAGCUGAGCAUAUAUGAGAUACUUAUUUGUUACUUGUGUAAGAAGGAUGUGAGCAAAGCCCUUCGGUUUCUUGAAAAGAUAGAAGAGAAACAUAUAUAUAUCAGCAUUCCGAUUACAAUGAUUGAAACACUCAUAAAGAAGGGGAAAAUUUUAGAUGCAUAUAAUAUUAUUGUAGAAGCCAGAGGAAGUCAAAUAGUUUUUGAUGUGUUCACUUAUAAUAAAGUAGUUGAUAGACUAUGCAAGGGUGGCUUUCUCAGAAGGGCCUUGGAUCUCUGUCUUAUCAUGAAGAAGAAGGGAAUUACUCCUACUAUUGUCACCUACAACUCGGUGCUAAAUGGGUUGUGUCAGCAGGGAUGUCUGGUUGAAGCUUUUAGACUAUUUAACUCAUUAGAGGAAAUCAAUGUGGUUCCUACUGAUAUCACAUAUUCUACACUUAUUGUUGCUUUAUGUAAAGAAGGGUUUCUAUUAGAUGCCAAGAAGUUGUUUGAGAGAAUGAUUCUUAAUGGUUUUACUCCAAAUUCACGUGUUUAUAACUCAUUAAUUGAUGGGUAUUGCAAAUUUGGAUCAAUGGAUGAAUCCUUAAAGCUUCUUCUUGAUUUAGAAAGAGGUAUCAUUAAACCAGAUGCAUUUACUAUUAGUGCCUUGAUCAAUGGCUAUUGCCGGAAUGGGGACAUGGAAGGGGCCCUUGGGUUCUUCUAUGAAUACAAAAGGAAAGGGAUAUCGCCUGAUUUUCUGGGUUUUAUUUAUUUAAUGAAAGGACUCUGCACAAAGGGAAGGAUGGAGGAGGCUAGGAGCAUCUUGAGAGAGAUGCUUCAGACCCAAUCUGUCAUGGAGUUGAUAAACAGAAUGGGUAGUGAGAUCAAAGCAGAGUCAAUAGCACAUGUUCUUGUCCUUUUGUGUGAGCAAGGAAGAAUCCAAGAAGCCAUCACAGUCCUAAAUGAAGUGGGUAAUUCUGUUACCUCCAAGCCUUUGACCUCUUCACAUGCAACUGAUUUGGAUGUUGGGUUGUACAUGGUGGGGAAAAUAGAUGGUUUGGUGGAAAGUCAUGAAAAUUUCAUCGAAGAAUCCCUCUUUUAUGAUUUCCACGAUCAAUAUUCCAUAAUUGCAUCACUAUAUUCAAAAGGAGAAAUACAAAAGGCCRACAAGAUUGCAAAAGAAAUGCUUUCAAAUUUGGAAAAGAGUUGUUGAUUGAUUACUAGAUGAGUAUCACCUGUUGGAGCCAAGUUAUAUAGCUUUUUCUUGGUUCUUUGGCAUUUGAGGCAUGGACCCUGCUGGUACCUCCUAUGGGGCAGAGACUAUUGCUGUAGACUUCAGAAGUAUAGAUGAUUUUGAUGGAAGCUACAGGAGUGAUCCAUGUUGUCUUGGAGAGUACUGGUGAAGGAUUAUAGUGACAGUAGCUCGAGAAGAGAAACCAGUCGCUUCCUCCCCUGUUUCUUCCUCAAUCUCUGGCUCUCUCAAUCUUCCCCCUCCCAGUCACUUGCUGUCAUCAUAACAAACCAAUCCCACUGCCAUCCAAAUGCUGAUCAUCACUUUUGAACAGGAGAAACAGCCUGGGGAUAGAAGUUUGUGGUCCCUAUUUACUCAAUCUCUUGCUGACCAAGGGUCUACCAGUUCCCAGCUUCCUGCAUGCAACCACAAUGCCAGUGUGUCCCCUGUUCUCCCACCGCACUCCAACCAACAGGUGAGGUUGCUGCUUCAACCAACUCCGGUAACAGCAUCAAUCGUGAACUAGUGAACAGCCUGAAGAAGAAAGGAGCAAGAGGAGUUGGAGAUGGGUGAUUUCAGGGUUUUGUUGUCUAUUUUCAUUGAUCAUGGGUCUGUUUGUUUGACUUCAAAUACACUGGAAUUUAUUAGCACAAGAUCUCAGAUGACAGGUUUUUGUAUAUAUUCGAGUAUUCGGCUCAACUCAACCAAGCCUUGUCCCAAUUGCAUAGGGUUGGUUGGCCACAUGAUUCCUGCUUCUGCCAUAAUGCUCUGUUCAGUGCAGUAUCCAUUGUUAAAUUAUGGACUCUUAAAUCAUUUCUCCCCACUUCAAGCCAUGUCCUUUUUUGAUCAUGGGUUACAUAUAUAUGUUUUGAUUUUUUUUUUCAAAAAUUUGUGACUUGCUUCAUCUGCACCUCGGGCACUAUAAAGCCCUUCUGUGUUUUUGGUUGUAUUACUGUUGUGGUCUACCUGUUUCCAUAAGCCAUAUUUUUGUAUCAAAUAUUUGAAACAUUGGGCACCAAACUUAGGGUUUGUAAUUUUGUAUCUCCAGCUUAUUCAAGUUGAAGGAAGGUGAUCAUACUUGGAUUUAAAAAUUUGCCUUUUUUGUAUAUUUUUUGCAUGACAUAGUUGCAUAUUUAUGU
Molecule: messenger RNA, 4723 nt
Organism: Nelumbo nucifera (sacred lotus)
Lineage: Eukaryota; Viridiplantae; Streptophyta; Magnoliopsida; Proteales; Nelumbonaceae
Product: Pentatricopeptide repeat (PPR) superfamily protein
Biological process (GO): chloroplast-nucleus signaling pathway; mitochondria-nucleus signaling pathway
Cellular component (GO): chloroplast
Molecular function (GO): protein binding
Source: RefSeq, a predicted model, not a curated record